GCGAGAGACCCGGAGGAAGCGCGCGCGGAGAGCCCGCUGCUGAUCGUCAUCGUCCUGCGAUCCUGCAGGUCGCCGGGACUGCCAUUUAAACACGAUCCUGACGCGCCGUCGGGAAUCGAACAUCGCCGAUUCCGACGGGCCCGGCCGCCAUGUUGGCCACUCGGCCGCCGACCAAUCAGCCGCCGCGUUACCUGGGACGCGGCUGAAGUCGGCAGGCGACGACGGUGCUGAGGAAGCGAGAGAACGGUAGUCGCUGGAGUAUUCGCGUUCGAGCAUGUUCGGCACGUAGCUGCGGCAUCUCUCCGUCGCCUCGACCGAGCGAGCGAGUGAGCGCCUGUCCCCGUCCCCGUCCCCGUGUAUCUGUCAUCGUCUCCUGGUGCGUGGGUAGCGCGUGUGGUCGACGUAAUUUGUAAAUAGUUAUAAUCAGCACGGCACACACCACCACGUCCUGGUUACCAUGCCGUACUACAACAGUGGCCACAGCCCGGCUUACAACAAAGACGGCGGAUCCAGCGGGCCGUCCAGCACCUCUGGCGGCCGCGCCAGCAGCUCGGAGCCGACGUACAUGAUGGAGCAUCUGGCCACGUUCACCGUCACGAAGGAAACCGGUAUUGUUUAUCCGGCGGACGGUAUGCGCCGGCUUUUGCAGCUGGAGAAAAGCAACGGCAUCUGGAGUCAGAAAAUGCAGCUCCGUCUGGAGCGAAACUGGGUUCUUAUCAUGGACAACGAGACGGGGGCCGUCAUGGAGCGGUUCCCGGCUUCCUUGAUACAGGAGCCGACAGCGUUCACGUCGCGGGACCCCAUGGAGAUGUACAACAACAUCUUGGUGUUCACCGUGGCCGACGACAGCGGUUCCGGCCAGCGAGCGGAGAUGCAUAUAUUCCAAUGUCAGAGCGUGUCCGCGCAGGACCUCGUCGAGGACCUGAAGAUGCUGCAGAUGGGCAAACUGGUGACGGGCGGCUCGCCCAGGGGCCCCAGAGGCCAUAUCCCACCCCCACCUGCCUUACCGCCCCCGGAGCCGCCUCUGAACGGCGUCAACGUCAGGGAACAAGUGUCCGCCUUCAACGCAGCUAAUGCGGACGGCCAGAACGACAUAUCGCGGGAGGAGAACAACGACGAGGUGUCGUCGACGUCGUCGGAGAAGUACGAGCGCGACGUGACGAUCCUGAACCACUGCUUCGACGACAUCGAGAAGUUCAUCGCGCGCUUGCAGCACGCGGCCGCCGCGUCCAGGGAGCUGGAGCGCCGGCGGCGCAGCCGCAAGUCCAAGAAGAGAAACCUGGGCGACGGCAUGCUGACGAUGAGAGCGAAGCCACCACCCGAGAUGGAAUUCAUCGACAUCUUUCAGAAGUUCAAGCUCUCCUUCAACCUGCUGGCCAAGCUCAAGGCGCACAUCCACGAUCCUAACGCGCCCGAGCUCGUGCACUUUCUCUUCACGCCGCUCGCGCUUAUCGUGGACGCCUCUCACGACACCAAUUACGAGCCGAACCUGCCCAACAAGGUGAUGUCGCCGCUCCUCACCCGCGAAGCGGUCAAUCUGCUGAUCAACUGCGUCACCAGCAAGGAGACCGAGCUCUGGCACUCGUUGGGCGAGACGUGGCUGGUGCCGCGCGACCAAUGGAAGGGCCACAUACCGCCGUACCAUCCGAUCUUCAUGGACGGCUGGUCCCCGGAGUACCCCAUCCCGGAGGACCGCGACCAUGACCACUUGGCGUCUCUGUUGAACGCCGACAAGCAGAAGAGGGACGAGUUGCCAGAGCAGCAGAACGAACCCUAUUAUACUCAUCGUUACGUGGACGAGUCGCACUACAGCAGCGACUAUCUGGACUACGAGAGCCGCGAGGAGCGCAGCGGCAACGAAUACUUCGACAGGAAUUACGGCCCGAGCUCGGAGCUGUACGGCAGGGAGGAACGCGCGGAUCAGACCAGGGCGCACAGUGACAUCUCCGUGGACUCGAUCGAAAGAGCGUCGCGCGCGGCCGCCGGCAUGGAAAGAGCGCAAGAAGCUUGGCUGGACGAGCUGGUGGCCCGUCACGCUAAAAUCGUGCAGGUCACCUAUCCGCGCACCGCCAACAACGACAAGGAGCUGACGGUGGUCAGGGGCGAGUACCUGGAAGUCCUCGACGACAGCAGGAAAUGGUGGAAGGCGAGGAACUCGCGGGGACAGGUCGCGCACGUGCCGCAUACCAUCGUUACGCCGCACAAUCCCGCCCAUUCCGCCGAUAAUGAUGUCUUUAACAAUCCUCUGUACACCAGCAAAUAUCCGCGGCAGGGGCACGGCUAUAAUUACGAGGAUUCAGAGAUCGAGAGAACCAGCACUAGUCCAGGCCCAGAAGCCACUCAUCGAACACAUGCGAUCCCGCCGCCAGCGCCUGCUGAUUGGGUGAGAAAGGAAAGACUCGGCAAAAAAGAUGAAGUCGUCGUGUACAACGAAACGGCAGCCGUUGUUAACGGCACCGUUUCCGCCGAGAGCGCCAACAGAAAGCUCAACACGUCGCAAAGUAUCGUGGAGGUGCAUCCGCCGCCUCGGAACAUCACUCCGGAUCUGAUACCCGAAAAGCCGACUUCACCACUUCCGCCUCCGCCUCCGCCUACGCCUACGCUGCCACCCGCACCGAUGUUACCUGUGCCAGCGUUGCCUGCCCCUCCUCCGGUGCCCCCGGCACUACUACCCGCACCUGCAUCGGCGUCCGCCUCGGCGGCGGCACCGUCCUCGCCACCCCCGCCGCCCCCGCCACCCCCGUCGAUCCCGUUGACCUCUGCGCCGCCGCGUCUGCAGACUCAGAAAUCCACGGCGUCGAUCAGCAGCUCCACAAGCAGCAAAGCAGACACCUCCAAAAGCAACGCCAGCAGCCGAGAGCAGAUUCACGAGGAGCUCAAGUUCGUUCUGACGAUGUUCCGGGAAAAGAAAGCGAACCCGCCUGCGAACACCGAUACGCAUCAGGAGGUCUGGUUGAAUCAGCAUUCGACUCCGCGCGACGUCCAAGCUUGGUUGGCAGCCAAAGGCUUCUCACAGAAAAUUUGCAAGCAGUUCGAAGGCAUGAACGGCACCGAGCUGUUUAAUUUAACAAGACGGCAAUUGGAGCAAUACUGCGGACCGUCUGAGGGAAGCAGGCUGAACGGUCAGUUGACUUUAGCGAAGAACGAAAGCGGGUAUAAAACCGCACGGUCGUCGGAGCUCAAGCACAUUCUGGAGAAAGCACGCCGACGAGCAGAGGAGUUAAAUGACAAGGAUGAAGUCAGACAGUGAGUCGCCUCACAUUCGUUCGUCACAUGCCACGUGCGAAGCUGGAAUGCCAAAUGUCGAGGCAGGAAUAAUGCGAGUUGUUUGAUCAGGCGGUACGAUCGCAAUCGCGCAAUGACCGUGAAUUUAAGAGAACAAAUGUCACGGAAGGUAAAAUAAAAUAUCGAGACAUAGAAAAUUGCCGGAUCGAGAAGUGCCGACGAAUUAUUUUACUUUACCUUGCAUAUUGCGACAAUAUCGUUCGCCGCGAAUCGAAGCAAUACGCAUGCCAAAGAAUUUUAGCAAGCCAUAUGAAGCAUGCGCUGAGAAUUACCUGUGAUGUUUUCCCCUUUUUCUCUGUUCUUUUCGUUUGAAAAAAUGCUAGCGGUAUCGUCUAUCUAUCGUAUUUUAACGAGCUUAUACUCAUAGGUAUAUCGUUCCCCGAUACGCUGCUCGAAUCGAGAGCUCAAUUGAAGCAUUUAAUUUGAUAUGAAUUGUACAUAUAGUAUGUAACUACUCUAGAACCGCAAGCUCGACAGCAAGCAUAUGAUAUAACUUUAGAAAUAUUAGAAAAGUACGCGACACUCGCGCGAUGUAGAUUAAAUUCGCUCAUCGCGCAGAGGAAGAGUAUGCUGAUCGCUGAUCGGACGGUAUUGAUAUUAGAAAUAGGUAAUUAAGAAACAUAAAAAAAAGUAUGUAAUCUACACGUGUAUGACGUAACAAUAUCGAAUCUAUUUCCAUCAUGAUCGCAAAAAUAAAUCGUCAAUAAUA
This is a messenger RNA of Harpegnathos saltator (Jerdon's jumping ant), 3994 nucleotides long. Its product is annotated as epidermal growth factor receptor kinase substrate 8. The coding region runs from base 458 to 3250 and encodes 930 amino acids. Gene Ontology annotation, biological process: Rho protein signal transduction; regulation of Rho protein signal transduction. Lineage: Eukaryota; Metazoa; Arthropoda; Insecta; Hymenoptera; Formicidae. The transcript has 10 exons. Gene Ontology annotation, molecular function: actin binding. Gene Ontology annotation, cellular component: plasma membrane. The record is from RefSeq and is a predicted model, not a curated record.